Molecule: messenger RNA, 1206 nt
Organism: Epithele typhae
Lineage: Eukaryota; Fungi; Basidiomycota; Agaricomycetes; Polyporales; Epitheliaceae
Exons: 3
Coding region: 1-1206 (401 amino acids)
Molecular function (GO): protein binding
Source: RefSeq, a predicted model, not a curated record
AUGUACCGUUCGGGUUCACAGCUGCGAGCAUGGGAGUGGAAUGCGCUCAUUGACUACGCGGGGCAGGGCUUCCGGAGGAUCAGAGUGGAUGACUUUCGAGCGGCGAUGGCAAUUUAUCACGACAUGGUCGCGAACCGAGCCCCAGGAGCAUCUCUGACCGACAUGGACCUCGGCUCGCCGGAUGAUGACACCCCGCCCAGGACUCAACCCGUAGAGCCGGAUAUCGUGACCUACACCACCUUGCUCAGUAACGCUCGUCGAACCCGCAGGCAACACCUCAUCCAGGAAGCAGAGGAGCUGCUGCAUUCCUCCGGACUCACCCCGAACCACGUUACGCUCUCGACUUACCUUCCGCACUAUGCUACCCGAGGGGACCUCUCGCAGAAACUCGACAUCGCCGCUGUUAACGCGUGCCUGUGGGCCUACGCGCGAAAUGGCAGACUCUCCGUCGCAGCGCUCAUUUAUCGUAUCCUGCGAAACCCAAUGCUCGCUCGCCAUGGUCUCCUCCCUGCGGACGCCCAGCCCCAAGAGGACAUUCAAGAGCUCGAGGAUUUUGAAGGCAUCACAAUACCUGCUGACCUCGAAGCGGAUGCCAUCACCUACUACUCCCUCGUCCAAGCCUACGCCUACCACGGCCACCUCCGCCCAUGCCUCUCUGUCUUCCGUGACAUGAUGUCAAGCCCCGAGCGGUCGCGGGGUGAGGACGAUGGACCCUUGGUUCCCAACCCCGCCCUCCCCCUCUUCCGCGCCAUCUUCUUAGGCUUCGCGCGCCAUGGCCAAGCCCCCGACCACGGCCAUAUCGCCCUGGCCCUCGCACAGCGUGGCGAGCGGCCCAUCAAGUCGGCCUGGAUGCUGGAGCCGCUCAGCGCGCUCUUCGACGAGUUCCUCGCGAUUCCCGCACAGCCAGAUGCGGAUGGGCGAGACAUGGUGUGCCCGAAUAGCCGCAUCGUCUACUGGCUGCUUUCCGCGUUCGCGGUGACGAGCGGCGCGGAUCGCGCGCUCCUGCGCGACGUGUGGGCACGGCUGACGGCGCGGUUCGGGGCACGGAAGUGGGACGGUCGCGUGCAGCGCUUCCGGGACAAGAUCUACGCGGAGGAGAUGGACGCGGAGUUCUUCGCGAGGUACAGUCCAUUCUGGUUCAUUGCGUUCGUCGUCGUGAAGGUCUGUGACAAGCCAUUCUAUGGGCAGUCGCCGUUCUCCUGGUAG